UAAUAGCGACAUCAUGCCUGAUGCACGACACACUCAUAUUCUGUGCAGUUUGGAACUUAGGUGAACGCAAUAUUUCAAGCCUGGAAGGUCGGACAGGUGGCAGCCUUCCAGCAUGAGUAAGAACUCGACUUUCAAGGUCAAUGGGACAGAAUAUGAAAUUGCCGAUGGAACAUGGGCGGGAUCUCGCCUGGUCGACUUCCUACAUGAGCAACAGCUGACUGGUACACAUGUGACAUGCUACCAGGGAGGCUGUGGUGCCUGCAUUGUCACCGCCUCCAUACCUGACCCAGCUUCGGGCCUAAGCCAGUCCUACAGUGUGAAUAGUUGCCUAGUUCCUCUGGCGUCCUGCGCAGGAUGGGAAAUCACCACGAUCGAAGGGCUUGGCAACAGCCACGAUGGAUAUCACGUGAUCCAAGACACAUUAGCAAACAAGGCUGGGACUCAGUGUGGUUAUUGCUCUCCCGGUUUUGUCAUGAACAUGUAUGGCCUGACCCAGAACAAUCCCUCCUGGACUGAAGAUGAUGUGGAGAAGACCUUAGAUGCCAAUAUCUGUCGAUGCACUGGGUACCGACCAAUCGUAGAAGCUUUCAAGUCUAUCACCCCGAGUGACAUUGAGGACUCCCACUUGGCUCGAUGCUCCAACAAAGGCAAAAAGUGUUGCAAAGGAAAGUGCUCCAAGAGCUCUCCUACAGGAAAACCAAAAGAGGCCAAAUGUAAGAUGAUUAAGCCACCAGCCAAUGACUCUUGGCACAUGCCACUUACUCUAGAAGAACUGUACAAUAUCGUUGCAAGCAUUCCAGCAGGUGAGAGGUACUCCCUCAUAUGUGGCGACACAGCUCAAGCCGUGGUAGGAGCUGACUACGCCUCAUCGACGACCAUCUUCACCCGCAGCGUUCCAGAACUGGCCAAAGUGAACCAGACCGCAGAUAAGGUCAUAUUUGGAGCAAAUGUAACCAUCAGCCAAUUGAUAACCCACAUGAAAUCGAUGUCAGCCAGCGAGGGAUUCUCUUACCUCGGGCACCUCGCUGAGAUGUGGCACCAUGUGGCUGGGACAAGCGUUCGGAAUCUAGGAAGUUGGGCAGGUAAUAUAGCCUGCAGAAUAGCCCAUCCUGACUUCCCAUCAGACCUCUUCCCUCAUCUGAUGGUUGCCGGAGCUACAGUCACCCUAGGUACAACUGACGGGUCGACAACAACCCACACGAUGGAGGAACUGCUGGGCAUCGACCUGGUUGCUGACCGGAAGAUUAUCCUCGAGCUGACACUUCCCAAGAUGGCGGACAACGUGGUCUUCAGGGUUUUCAAGGUUAGCGCUCGAUCCCACAAUGCCCACUCCUACAUCAAUGGAGGAUUCCGCAUGGAAGUGGACGCUGCAACUACCCACACUGUGGUUGGCACCCCUGUCAUCGUCUACGGAUGCAUCAAUACUACUUUCUUCCGUGCAACUGCAACAGAGGCUGUCUUGGCGGGAAAGAGCUUGGAGGACCAGACUGUAAUUCAAGCAGCUGUGGAGGCCUUGGCCUCCGAAAUCACACCAGACGAAAGUCCUUUAGAACCAAACCCAGCAUACAAGGUGGCCAUCGCCCAAAAUAUGCUCUAUAAGACCAUUCUCGGAAUCAUCGGAGAUGUUGCGUCACCAGACGUGAUCAGCGGAGCCACGGAUUUAGUCCGUCCUCUUUCGAGCGGAAAACAGGUCUAUGACGAGAACACGGAGAUUUGGCCUUUGGGAAAGCCCAUCCCGAAGCUAGAAGCCCACAUCCAGUGCAGUGGCGAGGCAGAAUAUGCAGUCUUGGCGCCUGAAAUGACGGGAGAGCUCUUUGGAAUGUUCGUCACGUCGACCCAGGGCAACGCCAAGAUAGUCAGCAUCGACCCAAGUGAAGCACUCGGAAUGCCUGGAGUGGUGGCCUUUGUGGGAAUUGAUGACAUCACAGGAGAAAACAACAUCAACAACCAAACAUGGCCCGGGGUGCCGGAACCGCUGUUCCCAUCCGAUAGAGUCUCCUACUACGGGCAGCCCAUAGGGCUAUUGGUGACUGAAGGGCGAAGCCCUGCCUAUGCUGCCCUUGGUGCAGUCAAAGUGACCUACGACGACAUUCAGCCUCCCGUGCUGACUAUCGACGAGGCCCUUCAGCAACCGCUUCCCGAAGGACAGCCUGAGCCUUUCGUCCAAGGAGAUGUCGAAGCUGGUUUUGCUGCAUCAACAACUAUAGUUGAAGGAGCCAUGGGUAGAAAUGGACAAUAUCACUUUACAAUGGAACCUCAGGUUUGCAUCGCUACUCCAACGGACGAAGGUCUUGACAUCUUAGCCGGUACACAGUGGGCCUCAGAGACUCAGCGAGCUAUUGGCCAAGUACUUGGAAUCCCAGAUAACCAAGUCACGGUCACCGUGAAAAGGGUUGGAGGUGCAUUUGGCUCCAAGAUAGAUCGCUGCAACAUCAUAGCCACAGCUGCUGCAUUGGCAGCACAGAAAACUAGAAAGAGAGUGAGAGUCUCUCUCGACUUCGACGUAAACACCACUCUCGUUGGCUGGAGGGAACCAUACGUUUGCACCUACAAGGCUGGCGUCAACGCUGAAGGCAUUCUACAGGCCAUUGAGGCUACCUUGACCAGCGAUUCAGGAUAUGUGGCAGUCGACGUCAGUUCGGGCGGUGCUGCCCCAAUAAUGCCAUCUUGUUACUCCUGUCCCAACUGGAAUGUCAAACCCCAGUUCGUCCUCACCAACACUGCCAACAACACUUGGUGUCGUUCUCCUGGUACCCUGGAGGGCAUCCUGUUCAUGGAGAAUAUCAUGGACCACAUUGCCACGGCUAUUGGCAUGGACCCGCUGGAGUUCCGCAGGAAGAACUUGAUGCCAGACGGUUCCUCCAGGCAUCUCAACCGAGUGGUGCACCGUCUUCGUCAUGCAAUGGCAGGAAAUUUGAAUGCCAAGAUUCCCAGGGAAGUCACAAUCCCCAACAACUUGAUUUCAGACAUGAUUGACCAAUUAAUGGUCAGUGCUGACGUAGACGCCAGGAAAGCUGACAUAGAGACAUUCAAUAAAAAUAACAAAUGGAAGAAGAGAGGCCUAGCUGUGAUGCCCCAAAUGUGGCCUUAUAUGCCACCUAGUGUCUACCCUUUCAGUUGCAUGGUGUCCAUCAACUGCAGAGAUGGUACUGUCAUGGUUUCUCAUGGUGGAGUGGAAUCAGGACAAGGGAUUAAUACGAAGGUGGCUCAGUGUGCAGCUUAUGAGCUCGGCAUCCCACUGGAGAUGGUUGCAAUCAAAGGCUCGACCACUCACACCAAUGCUAAUUCCCAGUGCACCGGAGGCUCAUUGGGAUCUGACAUCACCUCUUUCUGUGUGAGUACUGCCUGUAAAAAUCUGAAAGAUCGACUGGAGGCCUUCAGACAGACGCUGGAGAAACCAGAUAUUAGCUGGGCAGAGCUAGUGAAUCAGGCUUACUUCAGUGGCAUUGAUAUCUGUGAACGCUACGUAAACAAAUCAGAUGAAGUCAAAAGUUACGGAGUAUUUGGAGUGGCAGCUACAGAAGUUGAACUGGACAUUUUGACUGGACAGUUUUUGGUCUUGCGGACCGAUAUCAUUGAGGACGCAGGCAGAAGCAUGAGUCCAAUGGUAGAUGUAGGACAGGUGGAAGGUGGCUUUGUCAUGGGACAGGGCCUCUUCACUACUGAGGAACCCCUCUAUGACCCAGCCACUGGCCAGAGGCUGACGAACUCGACAUGGCAUUACAAGCCACCCCUUGCCCAGGAUAUCCCAGUAGACUUCAGGGUAACUCUCCUGCAAAAUUCUCCCAACCCAAUUGGAGUUCAACUAUCGAAAGUGACAGGAGAACCUCCUCUCGUUCUCUCCUUUUCGGUCGUCAUGGCGCUUCGCCAGGCCAUCACGAGUGCCAGAGCUGAUGGUGGUACCACCGGUUGGUUCCAGAUGGACACACCUUUGACCGUGGAGAGAUUGCAGCGUUUAUGCCUUGUUGAUCCAUCAAGACUGGUCAUCACCUCCUAAGAACUGGCUUGACUCACUGACCAUUUCAGCCCAGAUAUUUGUUGACGUGAAGGCAUGAAGACCUUGAGCUGUUAAUAAUGUUUAUUUGUAUAUCUGUAUAUAUAACUUUUUUGGAUAUAGGCUAGUGCAAAUUUUUCAUAAACAUUGAUGUCAUCGAAAUUUAUUUAAAAGCCUUAGAGAGGAAAAAUAUUUUUAAUAUAUAUAUAUAUAUAUAUAUAUAUAUAUAUGUAUAUAUAUAUAUAUAUAUAUAUAUAUAUAUAUAUCAUAUAUAUAUAUAUUAUAUAUAUAUAUACUUACAUUUAAAUGGAAGGGUUAGUGACUAUGUCUCAGGGAAAGAUACACGUAGUGCAAAACUUUGGGCUAAAAUUAGAUCAGAGAAAUACACUGACAUGAGAGAUUCAAGUCUGGCAAAAAUAGAAUAAUAAGUUUUAGAUACUGCUCUGAUUUAGUACUUGAAGUAUCAUUCUAUUUUUUUUUUUCAACUAUUCAAAGGGAAUGAUAAAUCUGGCUUAUCAGGAAAUUAAAUUAAGGAUGUGAUGAUGAACUAUAUAACAGAAUAAUCAUGUGAUAUUUGCUGACAUAAACAAAUGUCUUUGAGAUGAAUUUAUUUUAAUUGGUAAUGAUAUGAUUUCAUCGUAGUCGUAGAAUUUCCUGAAAUAUGGCUCCUCUUUAUAAUGGAACCGCUUUGUUCUUUUCCUUUGGGACUUCGAUAAAAUUAGUUUUUCGCAAGUUCAACGUCCUCUGUUCCUCCCUAAGCGGUUCUGGGUUCCUCCUUGUCGGAAUAUUUCACUAGUUAUAUAGUAUACGAUAAGUUUGUGUUUUCGUGUUUUACCUAUGUACUGUAUUUCAUGUACAGUCAGCGUAUACUACUAAAUGUAGACAAGGGUUGUACUAUAUAUAUAUAUUAUGUUGUGUGUGUGCAUGCGCAUACCGUGCCUUGUAUGAAUUUUUAUGUGCGUACAUACAGCUGUUUACACUAGCUAGGGCAAACGUUACUGAAAGUUAUAUGAUAAAACUCGGGUAUUAACUUGUAAGAUAAAAUGUGUGAGAAAUAGUUUCUGAAAAUUAUCCUUAUUAUAACCUAUCUUUAGAUUUUCUUUCGUGUGUCUUCCCAGUUGUAUAUCAGUUAAGAAAAAUAAAAUGAAUGAUUAUUUUUAUUAAAUUAAUGGGGGAAAAUUCUGUAUACAAUACCAGAGGGAAUAAGAGUAUGAAUCAUAUUGAAAUAUAUCAUGAAAACUA
Messenger RNA from Macrobrachium nipponense, 5236 nucleotides. RefSeq names its product xanthine dehydrogenase-like. NCBI's taxonomy places the organism in Eukaryota, Metazoa, Arthropoda, Malacostraca, Decapoda, Palaemonidae. Bases 113 to 3997 code for a protein of 1294 amino acids. Gene Ontology annotation, molecular function: oxidoreductase activity; iron ion binding; FAD binding. The transcript is spliced from 31 exons. The record is from RefSeq and is a predicted model, not a curated record.